Elaeis guineensis (African oil palm) is the source of this 1832-nucleotide messenger RNA. RefSeq names its product probable protein phosphatase 2C 38. The record is from RefSeq and is a predicted model, not a curated record. Gene Ontology annotation, molecular function: protein serine/threonine phosphatase activity; cation binding. NCBI's taxonomy places the organism in Eukaryota, Viridiplantae, Streptophyta, Magnoliopsida, Arecales, Arecaceae. Gene Ontology annotation, biological process: protein dephosphorylation.
GGAUGAGGGGAUGGUCAGAUCCUUUACGCUGAUGAAGAUGGUUAGCCCUUGUUGGAAGUCGUCGCAGGAGAGCCGAGGCGACGACAGCUCCGGCCGCUUCGGUGGCGGCCGCGCCGAUGGGCUCCUCUGGUACAAGGACCUCGGCCGCCAUGCCGGCGGGGAGUUCUCCAUGGCGGUGGUGCAGGCCAAUAACUUGCUGGAGGAUGGCAGCCAGAUUGAGUCGGGGCCACUGAGCUUGCACCAAUCGAGUCCGCCUCACGGGACGUUCGUCGGGGUAUAUGACGGGCAUGGCGGCCCUGAAACCUCGAAAUACAUCACUAACAAUCUAUUUUGGAACCUAAAGAAAUAUGCUUCGGAGCAGCAAGGCGUGUCAACAGAUGUAAUACGAAAAGCAUUUUCUGCUACAGAAGAAGGCUUUAUCUCUGUCGUAAGAAAGCAAUGGCUCACUAAUCCCCAGCUUGCAUCAGUAGGUUCGUGCUGUCUUGUUGGUGUUAUAUGUAGUGGGGUGCUUUAUGUGGCAAAUCUUGGAGAUUCUCGCGCAGUUUUAGGGAAAUUGGAGAGUGGUAUUAGAGAGGUGAAAGCUGUGCAGCUGUCAAUAGAGCACAACGCAAGCUAUGAAUCUAUCAGAGAGGAACUACGUUCAAUGCAUCCAGACGAUUCACACAUUGUGGUUUUAAAGCAUAAUGUCUGGCGUGUGAAGGGCCUUAUCCAGGUUUCAAGAUCUAUUGGGGAUGCUUAUUUGAAGGAUGCGGAGUUCAACCGUGAGCCUCUACUAUCAAGGUUCCGGUUGCCUGUGCCCUUCCGCAAAUCAAUCCUCAGUGCUGAGCCAACAAUAGUAACACAUAAACUCAGUCCAGAAGAUCAAUUUUUAAUAUUUGCAUCAGAUGGUUUAUGGGAGCACUUGAGCAAUCAACAAGCUGUUGAAUUGGUUCACAAUUCCCCUCGUAAUGGAAUCGCCAGGAAACUUAUAAAAGCUGCCAUGCAGGAGGCAGCAAAAAAAAGAGAAAUGAGGUACUCAGACCUGAAGAAAAUUGAUCGUGGGGUCAGAAGACAUUUUCAUGAUGAUAUCACUGUUAUAGUUCUAUUUCUAGACCCUACUCUGAUAAGUAAGAACUUCUAUCAUGGCCCCGUUCUUUCCCUGAGAGGAGGUGGGAAUCCAGUCUGAGAAGAUCCCCCAAUUACAAGGUUCUAGGUGCCUCUUCUGAAAUCUAUGAUCAUACAUGAAGCUGAAUAUUUUCUGAUGUCUACUAGCCUGGAAGCAGACAUUCUUUCCACAGGCUAUCACCAGACUGGUGAUUAAGAUGGAGAAGUUAAGCAUUAUCAGAAGAAAAUUUACUACAGUUGCCUGAAGAUUCACAUUUUUGAACUGAAAAUAUGUACACCUAGCAGUCACAAAUUUGCUUGACCAUAUAGUGGAGGCCUGGGUUCAAUUCUUACAAUGAAAGUAGCGACCUCUGGAUGCAGGUAUCGAGGAUCCAAGAAGUCAAUAAAUGCGUUUCAUUUUAUUAGCAACCAUCCUUGUACUUUAAGAGUGCAGCUGCAGGAAAAUUGACUAGUCUUGUGGUGCUCUUUGAUUUGUGGCUAUGUUCUAUGUUCAGCUUGGAAAAUGUUAGGCUGGAGGUGACACCACGAUUCUGGAUGCAGCUGUUUUGAUGAGUUUCUUUUUAUAACACGUGAGUUAGCAUUCUGAGGGUAAAAACUACAACAGUAUCAUUGACACAUUUUUUUUGUUUCUUUUGCCUCCUCUUCUCUGGAUCCAUGUAAUUUCAGCAAGAACUUUGUAGAGAAAUUCCCAAUUUUGAGAUAAACCAAAUUAACACCAGCUUCUCAUA